Molecule: messenger RNA, 981 nt
Organism: Spodoptera littoralis (African cotton leafworm)
Lineage: Eukaryota; Metazoa; Arthropoda; Insecta; Lepidoptera; Noctuidae
Source: the annotation of a GenBank genome assembly
AUGGAUGUCAACAUGAACUGGGCGCAUUUGGUGUUUGGAGUGAGUGUACACCAAAUUUUAAAGGCCAAAAAUGAGACAUUACCGUCUAAUUUGGUUGAUCGUUUUGAUAAAUGGCUACGUAAUUAUAAAAUUGCAUCAGACUACUUUCACGCGAAUGUAGCAAAACUGAAAAAGACUCAUAAAUUUGAAGCUAACAUUUUCAAGGCCAGUGAGGUUUCACGUGAGAUCAGAAUAUCAUAUUUACAUUACAAUAUGUCCUUAUGGGUACCUUUUGAAAAGUUCAAUCUGGAACUGCUGAAACGUACAACUAUAUACGACAGACAACAGUUAGAGAACAUGUAUGGACAGUGGAUAACAUAUGCCAAUAGUAUCGCAAACGUACUGAUGAUGGUGCCCAGUCCCGAUGAAUCUGACUCUUGCGUUGGCCAUUUGGAGCAUCAACCUAUAUUCCAAUCCACUCUGACAAAUCAAGCCAAAUGUAAUGUCCCAAAAAACUGCAAAUUGUACUUAGAGGCCGGGUCUGGUUUUGGAUAUGCAUUAUUGCACAGAAUUUUACUUUUAGUUAAUUCAAGGUAUGGUCGAAAUUGUGCAAUAUUUUCCGAAAAAGAGGACAAGUACCUUACAGACAAGUUGUGUUUCAUGGCAUAUAAUGAGAACCAGUAUAUUGCUCUCAGUGACUUUGCAGUGCCUGAUUUAUUCGGGGAAAGCAUUGCACUUUGCGGCUUGCUCGGUCACGCCCAUUUUUUAACCAAUUUCUGGGUAAAAAGUAUCAUGAUGCAUCAAAAAGUAGAUGGGUGCUUUAUGGGAGACGUAAGUAAAAGUAAUGAAGACUUCAAUGAAAAAAUUGAGAACGAAACGAAACAAUGGUCGUUUUCACGGGACAGUGAUAUGUUGAACGGAUUAUGUAAUAAGCACAUGACGUCGAUAGCCUUGGUAGUAGUUACAAAUGUCGUUAGAUUUAUCACAGAAACCUAUUAUUAA